AUGACGGAUGAAGAGCAACUGGCGGCCACGAAGGCAAGUGCAGAUGAGGCUAUCAAGAUCGCGGCAAAGAGCAAGGGCAUCGCAGAGGGCGACACCGUGUUCUUGAUGAACCUGAUGAAGGCAAUUGCCUUGGAGGAGGUGGCAGUCAACGUGCAGACGGCCUUCCAGGUGAAGGCGAGAGAGAUGAAACAUGCGAAGAAAUACCGGACGGCCAAGCAGGCAAAGAUGGAAAUUAUUUCGAAGCUGGCACAGAAGGAGAUUCAGAAGGCAGAGCAAAAGGGACAUGCCAAGCGGAUCCCCGACGUCGUUGUGCAAGUCGAAGAGGGUGAUGCGGCCGAUGACCAGAAGCUCGAUGUGGACCAGCUUAUCGAAGAUGAGCUGGCCGGGCAGAAAUCAGAAGCCUAUGCAUCGCCCAAGUCCGAAGCUUCCUUCCUGCCCCCGCUGCUCGGGGGCUAG
Molecule: messenger RNA, 456 nt
Organism: Symbiodinium sp. CCMP2456
Lineage: Eukaryota; Dinophyceae; Suessiales; Symbiodiniaceae
Source: the annotation of a GenBank genome assembly